GUGGUUCCGCCCGGACACUCACAUAUGUGGGACGGGGAAAAGAUGGCGGCGGCCAUGGUACAAAUGUCAUGUUUGUACCGUGGGAUGUUGGCGGUCAGGGCCACUGGCAUCCGACCGCUAAUUCCAGGACUUGUGCCAUCUCAGUUCAGGGCGUUUUCCAUAAAGAAAGAACCGGAGUUGGAGGAAAAUCCGUAUUAUAGUAAAUAUGAAGAGAAGAUCAGGAAACUGCGCAGUUCAAAACCUCAAGAAUAUAAAGCCCGACUAGAGAAGCGCAGUGAGAUGAAGACGGAGCCGCUCGGACAGUCCAGACAAGCAGAAUUCGUGAAGUAUAUGGAGAAAGAGUUGGACAAACGCGGUAAAGCAGAAACAGGGGGCUUCACUAAAGAUAAGACAUUAGGAUCUAUUCUUAACCUUGAGAUGGUUCAGGGGAAAUCCGGAUCUGAAAUUGCAGAGCUUUGGAUGCAGUACUUCUCAAAGAAAGACACAAUCAGUGCCGUUAUACCAGGCUCAACAUUUGAUAUUAUUUUUGGCCGUUCCAAAUCUUGCCCAACGUUUCUAUAUGCUCUACCCCAGAAGGAGGGAUAUGAGUUUUUUGUCGGCCAGUGGGCUGGUCAUGAGCUGCACUUCACAUCUUUAAUCAAUGUUCAGACUAUGGGAGAAAAUGCACCCAGCCAUCUUAUUUUAUACCACUAUACAGACCUGCAGAAGGAAAAAGGCAUCGUGCUGAUGACCGCUGAGAUGGAUAUCAAAUUUGUGACCGUUCACCAGGCACAGUGCUUGGCCAAUCAGGUGCAGCUGUUUUACGGAUCGCAACGGCUUGAGACUUUCCGAUUGGUCGAGGCCUUCAACCACAAACCAGAAGAGUUUAAACACAUGUCUGUGAUAGCAGAACUAGAACAGAGUGGUGUUGGACCAGCAGUCACAACAGACUAAUCCAAAGGCAUUAAAUAUGGUGUUGCCUAAUGUGGACUGUCGCCUUGGGAAGGAAACACUCUGUAACUAUGUAUGGAGUCCCGCGAGAGUCUCUGCAGCCAGAUAAGAAGAUAAUGUGUUGCCUUUUAGCAUUGAUGAGUUAAACAGACAUCUUAACAGACAAAUAUCUGCUACCAUGUAUGCAGAUUCAGAUUCUGAUUAGUUCUCAUUUAACUCCCAGUAAAUGUUCCCAUUAGAAUAUGGCGCAAAAUACUGUAAUCUUGUGGUUUUAUGAUUAUUUUGUUUAAAAUGCAAAAAGGAAGCUUAUUAUUAGGAUUAAGAUGCAUUAGAUACUGUAUGUUUCCCACAAAAAUAAGUCCUCUUUACUAGAUAUUGGUGGCUCCACUAGAUAUUUGUGGAUCCACUUCCAUUGUGAUGUUAUUCAUAAUAAAACUUAACAUUUUGGCAGUA
Messenger RNA from Ctenopharyngodon idella (grass carp), 1383 nucleotides. RefSeq names its product ATP synthase mitochondrial F1 complex assembly factor 1 (gene atpaf1). NCBI's taxonomy places the organism in Eukaryota, Metazoa, Chordata, Actinopteri, Cypriniformes, Xenocyprididae. The coding region runs from base 25 to 933 and encodes 302 amino acids. Gene Ontology annotation, cellular component: mitochondrion. The record is from RefSeq and is a predicted model, not a curated record. The transcript is spliced from 9 exons. Gene Ontology annotation, biological process: mitochondrial proton-transporting ATP synthase complex assembly.